Molecule: messenger RNA, 1419 nt
Organism: Microbotryum saponariae
Lineage: Eukaryota; Fungi; Basidiomycota; Microbotryomycetes; Microbotryales; Microbotryaceae
Source: the annotation of a GenBank genome assembly
AUGAUCGUGCACCACAAUUUGAGUUCACGGUUGAACUGAUCAGACGCUACCAAGUUAAAUUUGGUGCUUCGCGAUCUUUGGUCCAGGGAGACGAGAACACGAACUUCAGUCAACGGUCGAUAGCAGAGUCAAUGAUUGGUCAAUUACACACCUUUGGUCCAGGGAGACGAGAACACAUGGUUCAAGCUGAAGGGAGCUGCUGUCGACGCAAACCUACACCAAGUCUGGACCGCACUCGUACGAGCUUACGAGACGAACACCGUCCCAUUCGUGGGAACCAAGACGUUGAGGGCGUACUGGAACCUACGGUACGAGCCAGGCACGAGAGUCACGUCGUUCAUGACCGAGGUGGAACGACUCGGGGAACUCUGCAACCGGCAGAAACUGUCGUUCUGGAAGCAACAGCUUGGGAUCGGCACCGAGGAACUGCAGGGUUUCUACACUCAGAUCGUCGAGAUCCUUGGAGAGGAACGUGGCAAAGCCCUUUUGUCGAUGGUCCUACACGUCGACGACUUCGCCAUCAAAACUGUUCUCAUGGAGCAGCUUCCCGAGAAGUACACGUUCGCAUUCCGCGAAGAAAAGGACGUCGACUUAUUCCUCGAGAAGGUCCGAACCGCCUACGAUGAAGACGUCAUCAUGAACGGUGUCAACCACAAGGAGCAAACGGAAGCACCUGCGAGCGCGUUCGCCGCCGCUCGCCAAGAGGCCGAUCCGGGUCGGGCACCGCCUUGCAACGGCAAUUGCGCUUGCGGACAGCAACCCCAUGCAUUCGCGACGACUGGUCAGUCCGGGGGUCACGCGGGUCCCACCAGGAACAGCUACCGCUCGGGAGGACAUGGUCGCACCGGUACUCGCGUGGGAGUCAAAACCCGCGCGGAACACUACGCCAACUCCGACAAAUGGGGCAAGAUCGUCGAUGGCAAGUUCAUGUGUGCCAACAACCAAUGCGUGAACUGCUUCGGCUUCGGCCAUCGCCGGGCGGCGUGCACCUCAAGGAACCCGACGGGUGACAGGAUUGCGUUUCUUCAGUCGCUCGACAUCAACGUUCCAGUCACAAGCCAUGGAACCUACUUCGUCGAGGAUCCCGUUCCCAUGAAUCUCGCGGAUCGUAUGGGUGCUUCUUUCCACUUCACCAACUAUGCGGCGGAAGUGCGCGAGCAGACGAUAUUCCGCGCGGCGACGGCCGAGGAUCCUGAGUUGAUUUUCGACACCGGCGCCAGUACGUCUCUCGUCAACGAAAAAUGCAUGUUGAGCGACUAUGCGACGUUAGAUUGCCCGAUCUUCAUGAUCGAUGCAGCGGGAACGCGCACUCCGGCGGCAGGGCGAGGAACUCUAACUGCCGAGUUCGCACUCGCCGAUGGCACGACCUCCAAGAUGUCCAUCGCCGACGUUCUGGGAGCCACGUUCCCAACUUCGUAG